AUGCAGACAAAGCUCGCACAUAUCCGGACACCCUCAACCUGCUUUUUUCAGCAGUUAAAAACCCAAAGAGAUAAAAUCAAACAGUUCGUUCGUCGAAAGGAAAAAUGCAUGGAGCGUGAGAGAGAGAUGGCUCGGCAGUUACUUAAGGAUGGCCGGAAGGAUCGCGCACUUCUUCUAUUGAAAAAGAAAAGAUUCCAAGAGAAUGUAAUCGAAAGAACACUCAAGCAGUUGGAUAAUAUUGAUAGAAUGGUGCAUGAUUUGGAAUUUGCUGAUAUCCAACAACGGGUUGUUGAAGGCCUUCGUCAAGGAAAUGAUGCUUUGAAGAAGAUGAAUGCUAUCUUCGACAUGGACGAGAUUGAAAAAUUAAUGGAGGAAACCAAGGAGGCUGCGGAGUUCCAAGAGGAAAUCUCUGCCCUGCUCACUGGGCAGUUGUCUCCCACCGAUGUCGAAGAAGCAGAGCAUGAGUUGCAGCAGCUGUUGGCUGCUCAAGUUAGCGACGUAGUUCUACCAGACGUUCCAGCUCACGAGCUCCCCCACAGAGAAAAAGAAAAAGAAGCUCCGCAUAAGAAACGAGAAGCGGUUGCAAUGGAACAGUUAAAAACCCAAAGAGAUAAAAUCAAACAGUUCGUUCGUCGAAAGGAAAAAUGCAUGGAGCGUGAGAGAGAGAUGGCUCGGCAGUUACUUAAGGAUGGCCGGAAGGAUCGCGCACUUCUUCUAUUGAAAAAGAAAAGAUUCCAAGAGAAUGUAAUCGAAAGAACACUCAAGCAGUUGGAUAAUAUUGAUAGAAUGGUUAGUUGUGUGCAUGAUUUGGAAUUUGCUGAUAUCCAACAACGGGUUGUUGAAGGCCUUCGUCAAGGAAAUGAUGCUUUGAAGAAGAUGAAUGCUGUGAGUUUUGCAAGGUUCCUCUUUCCAUCGUUUUUCGCAAAACUCAUCUUGUAG
Ostertagia ostertagi is the source of this 939-nucleotide messenger RNA. The record is from the annotation of a GenBank genome assembly. NCBI's taxonomy places the organism in Eukaryota, Metazoa, Nematoda, Chromadorea, Rhabditida, Trichostrongylidae.